Xenopus laevis (African clawed frog) is the source of this 2188-nucleotide messenger RNA. RefSeq lists its product as uncharacterized. Bases 156 to 1937 code for a protein of 593 amino acids. NCBI's taxonomy places the organism in Eukaryota, Metazoa, Chordata, Amphibia, Anura, Pipidae. The record is from RefSeq and is a predicted model, not a curated record. The transcript has 2 exons.
GUGUGGCUAAUCUCAACCCUUCGCGCAUUCUACAGGCUGGGCGUGGUCAGGCUCAUCUUUCUGCGCAUUUUACUCUCUGGGUGUGGCAGGUGACGUGAGGAGCUACUUAGUAGUUGGAUCAGAGCGGAUCUCAUUGCGAAUAGUGAAGGAGAGUCAUGGAGAGUAACGCGGCUGGAAACCCGCGGAGCAGACAAGCUGAAGGAGACAGAGCAUCUACGUCUCAUGAUGCCCUCAGCAGAGAUACUGCUAGUACGGACACUAAUACAAAUCCACCAGCAGAGGGCUCCAAACCUGCUGAAAAAAAGCCACAUAAUCUACCCACCAGGUCCUCCUCGUCUAGUUCUUCUCACCAGAAGCCUUCUCACUCACUUGUGCAAUCCACCCAUUCCACUGGGGCUGUGGAUGUUCAUCCAUCUGUGUUUGGGCGAACUGGAUCUUCCAUUUCUGCAAUGACUGUUCCAAUCCGCUUGGAUGCCUUGUCAUAUCUACUCAACAAUGCAAUAAUUGGGGCCUACAGGAUGCUUCCCCAGAAUCCUUACUAUGGUGGGUCAUGUCUCCCAUCUACUUGUCCUUAUCAGACAGGAUAUAGUCCCUGUAUGAACCAGAGUCGUUGCUUUACUUCUUGUUCAAAUCUGUCUGGCAGCUGCCAGCCUGGAUAUAUGCCAUGUCUUAACCAAGAGGGUAACCAACCGUAUCCUCCUUACCCUUCAUGUUUCAUGCAGGCCUCAAGUAGUGGAAAAGUUGGCCUAAACAAUAGCUCGUUUGUCAACUGCUCUGCUCAAAGUGGAAUUACAUGGAAUCCUAAUGGCACUUCUUCAGGACAAAGCAACAAUAGCCACCAGCAGCCUGAGGUUCAUAACAUUGGCAAGUCUAAUGACAGGUUCUUCAAUCUUGCAAAUUACUCAGGACAAAGCAACAUCAAUGCAAACAGGUCUGAGGGCAACAGCUGGAACAAAAGGCCAAGUGAUAGGUUUUCAGAUUCUGCAAAUGACACACCAGAGGGAGAAAGGCAAACGUUCCCACCACAAAAAAGUUUUGGAAGGUUUGGAGAUAAACAGGAGGGAGAUGGCUGGCCUGGAAGGCAACAGCGAGAAUUCGGCAGGGGAGGUGGAAGGGGUAGAGAUGACUUUGGAAUGCGUUCCUGGCAGAAUACCUCAAGAAACCAGGACAGAGAAUCAAGGUUUGGAGACAGAAAGGACUUUACUCACAGAAGGGAUCAAGACAGCCCAGAAAGAUUCCAAGGCAGAGGACAAAAUUUCAAAAGGGGUCGCUGGUCGAACAGUAGAGAGACAGGAGGAGAAACCCGAGCUUCUUGGCAACAAAGAACCGAGAACAGAGUUAAUGACACCUCCCCAUGGUCUGACAUAGCAACCAAGGAAAAACAGUCUAGUUUAUUUGGAGAAACAAAACAAACUGAUAAAGAUGAAGAUUGGGAGACAGAGUAUCCUGAGGAAAAGCCUCAUUCCAAGUCGUCAGACCAGAACUCUGCAAAUGUGGACACAGUUAUGGAGCAUUCGGUGACAGAAGAGUGGGAGAUAAAACAUGAAUCCCCUGAAGCAACUGAGUCAUCAGAAAAUGUAACGUCAGUGUCGGCCAGUUUGACAAAUGAAGAAGAACCCAGUUCCUCCAAGGAAAUGGAGGAGGAGAAUGGUGGGACAACCAUCAAGAUCAUGAGAGGUUCCAGUAAGGUUGAAGAAGAUGCUGAUGCCAAAUCCGAGCAGAUAGAGGUUGAAAUUGCUACUGGCCAAGAUCAUUUACCAUCUGAUUCUCUGUCUUCUACCAGUGUUCAUCCGGAGGAAAAGAAACCGUUCGUCCUUGAGACUCCUGGAUCAAACCCAGGGGCAUCAGGAACUGAUAUUUACACGUUGCUUGUUUCUGUGCCGGAUGAGGAUAACAAAGAGAUCGUGUUGGAGUUCAUAGAUGCCACAAAUGGUUAACUGGAGGAUCAUGGGAAAUAUGCUUUUGGCAGUGAUCUCAUUGAGGUUGUUUCAAGUAAAAUAUGCAAAGUUUAACCCCUGCUUUCUUAUUCCCGAAUGCAAUGAUUCAGAGGGCAGGUCCCCCCCUAAACAUUGCAUUCACUCCAUAAAAAUGCAGGGAUUUACCCAGUUUGCUGGUAUAUGUUUUCUGACGAUUAAAGGAUAAGUAAACCAUUAAAAUACGUCAAUGUAAAACUGACGAGGGUGCUAUU